CUAGCAAACACCCGAAGCAUCAGCCCUCCGCUAACCGAGCGGUCUCUUAAGCUCCGCGACGGACCGGGUCCGGUGCACCGCUGACCCGGCAAACAGGGCUCUUGCGAUGGUUGGGGGGAAAGUCGGGUCUUCGCUGAAAACGACCCCGUUUCGAUGGAUUACAGCUGGUUUGGGCUCUGUAAACGGCGGCGCCCUCGCCCACUGUCGCUAGCGGCCGUUAGCCAGGAAAGUCGCUUAGCGCGCGAGAGGAAGGAAGGAAGGAAGCGAGCGAGCGAGGAAAGGGACAAAGUAAGUCUGCUGCGCACCGCCGCCUAGGCGAAGCUAACAACCCCUCUCUCUCUCCCCACCCACCCCCGCCGGGACCCUCAACACCGCGCCGCCACCACCGAGAACGGUAAUCUCCCCCCCGUAGAGCCCUCCAAGGAAGCCGAGCGCUUGUUUUGUCCAAAAGGAUAUGCGGCUAGUCGGCGUAGCUAGCAGUCGACACCCGCGGGUCUGCCCGGAUAGCUGCGCGGCUAACGUGCGCUAGCUAGUUAGCUAGCGGCUUCCGUUAGACGUUGCGUAAAUCGGACGCGACGCCGCUUAGCUAACGGUUAUAAAGCCUCGUAGCGCGCCCGUGUCCGGGUCGUGACGUAUAAAACGCUUGGCGGCCCGUUUCUCGCUCUCUCUCUCUCCGCCCUGAGCCGUGCGACCAAGGCGGCGUAGGAAUUAACGAUGGCCUCGGACGUGACCGAAAGCCAAGCGGCGCUGAAGGGACUGCGUGACCCGAGCGUGAACAACGGGAGCCCGAGGCUUGACACACCCGGAAGGACUCACGGGGAUCCGGGGAGCAGAGGGGCGUCAAGUCCCUCAUCCCCCGGGGUGUCGGGGGACGGCGGCGGGGGAGACUCGGACGAGACGCAACGCAGCGCAGUUUCCGCGGUGGACAAUGGCGGAGAGGCGCCCGAGGAGAGUCGCACGGAAACGGGAGGUUCGCCGCAGGAAAGGACGGCCCCGGACAAUGGACAUAAACAACCCGAGGCAAGGAGCUCUACUCCGGUGGCUUCUUCCCGGUCUCCCCCAACCUCUGGUGGACCCAAUGGAAGUCUGGAGCGCUGGGAGUCAGUCGCCACAACAGAGGCACGCUUAAGAAUGGAAGGGGUUGAACUUAAGGAAGAGUGGCAGGAUGAGGAUUUUCCAAGGCCCCUGCCGGAGGAAGAGGAGCUUGAUGAAGAGCUUUUUGUUGGAACCUCUAGCGAAGGAGAACCAGGCUCCUCUCCAGGCUAUGCAGUCAACCAUGGAAAGAAAGCCAAAAAGAAGCUUGCAGCUCCAGACAUCAGCCUGAACCUUGACUGCAGUGAGGGCUCACUUCUCUCCGAUGAGCUGGACGAAAGCACAGAGCUGGACCUAGAUGACAUAGACACACCCUCAGACAACAGCAAUGAGUUUGAAUGGGAAGAUGAUUUGCCCAAGCCAAAAACCACAGAGCUACUGCAGAAGGGUGUUGAGUCUGUCCAAGAGUACUCUGCCUUAGAGGAAAGGGAUGAGGGACGGCGCUGGAGGGUAUUUCGUAUCGGUGAUCAAGAGCACAGAGUAGACAUGAAGGCUAUAGAGCCCUACAAGAGGGUUAUCAGCCAUGGAGGUUAUUAUGGAGAUGGGUUAAAUGCUAUAAUCGUGUUUGCUGUGUGUUUUAUGCCUGAGAGCAAUCAACCAAAUUACAGAUACAUAAUGGACAAUCUCUUCAAGUAUGUCAUUGGCACUCUGGAGCUUUUGGUUGCUGAAAACUACAUGAUAGUGUAUUUGAAUGGCGCGACGUCAAGAAAAAAGAUGCCAACCGUCGGCUGGCUGAGGAAGUGUUAUCAACAGAUCGACAGAAGGUUACGGAAGAACUUGAAGUCGCUGAUAAUUGUCCAUCCCUCUUGGUUUAUUCGCACGCUUUUGGCACUCACAAAACCCUUCAUAAGCUCCAAAUUUAGCCAGAAAAUCAAAUAUGUGUACAGCCUGACAGACCUGGCAGAGUUGGUGCCUAUGGAGUAUGUGUCUAUACCAGAUUGUAUCAAACAGUUUGACGACGAAAAAAAUAGGAAAACACGUAAAAGAAUCGACCAGGACAUGCACGGCAAAGUGGAGAUUGCGGCCGCCGCCGUUCCGGAGUGAAUGUGCCAGCACGCCGGGGCGAAGAGGAGGAAGAUUUCGUAGAAUCACAGCCACUCAUAAUCCUGUGUUAUGUAACUGGAUACUUAGGUCUUUGUGUCAGAGAAGUGCCUUUUUUAAAAACUAUGCUGCCUGUUACGUUGAGGAGUUCCGUGUUGUCGGUGUGCCAAGCGCUUUAUCUCCCGUUCUCCUCUCGUGCUAUGUAAAGUGUUUUUAUACCCCCUUUUUUAAUGUACAAUAUGUCCAACUUUGAUAUCGACGUUCUUCUUAGCUACCGAUGUGUCUGCGGUGUAUUUAAGGCACUCUGUUACAAAUGGUUGAUGCAUGCUCCGCUUCGUUGCAUUUAAAUAUGUAUUUAUAUUCAAUGGUGUCAAAGGAGAGAGAUUAAUAUAUUUUUAUGGUUGCUCUGAUUUCAAGCUGAGUUUUAGGUCCCCCCUCCCCUCCCCUCCCCGAACCCACUAAGUGGCAUUCUUAGAGCAGGUUUCCCAGCACCCCUGUCAAUGUUCACGUUCACUGCUGAGGUUAUAGGUUAGAAAUGUGCCACUAAAAAAAAACAAAACAAAACACUCCUGCCCUUCACUUGAAUGCACCCACUGUCAUGCACACGGAGGCCAAUGUUGGCGAGCUGUAAUCCGAAGUGGGAUUUAGGUCUCUGCGGAAGAUAACUCCCCCAUGGUGUUUUCUCUAGGUAUGUUGACGUUUGAGUUAAAAAGGAUUUAGUCUGCUCUUUCUUGUAUAUUAUGUUUCUGCAAGUAAAUUAAUUGUUCCACA
This is a messenger RNA of Lampris incognitus (smalleye Pacific opah), 2904 nucleotides long. RefSeq names its product BCL2 interacting protein 2 (gene bnip2). Bases 715 to 2136 code for a protein of 473 amino acids. The transcript has 11 exons. Gene Ontology annotation, biological process: apoptotic process. The record is from RefSeq and is a predicted model, not a curated record. NCBI's taxonomy places the organism in Eukaryota, Metazoa, Chordata, Actinopteri, Lampriformes, Lampridae. Gene Ontology annotation, cellular component: cytoplasm.